This is a messenger RNA of Olea europaea var. sylvestris, 2812 nucleotides long. RefSeq names its product tRNA uridine 5-carboxymethylaminomethyl modification enzyme MnmG. The record is from RefSeq and is a predicted model, not a curated record. Gene Ontology annotation, biological process: tRNA wobble uridine modification; tRNA methylation. The coding region runs from base 163 to 2364 and encodes 733 amino acids. The transcript has 13 exons. NCBI's taxonomy places the organism in Eukaryota, Viridiplantae, Streptophyta, Magnoliopsida, Lamiales, Oleaceae. Gene Ontology annotation, molecular function: flavin adenine dinucleotide binding.
CCUACAAAUUAUUAAUUAUUUAAUUUAUUUCUUGAUUCUACCCUUGGCUAGUGCCGCCUCCACAAUUCUCUCUAUCCUGCCAUGGCACAAUGGCACGGCUACUGCUGCUAUGGCUUUUACUGAUUGUCUGAAAAUUCACCGUGUUCUCAUAUCUCUGCAAAAAUGGUGACUACUUUAUCACUUCAUCUUACGCGAAUCGUCUCCCAAUUUUCCGUUCAUUCUUCUCUGUUUUCCCCUCUUUCUUCUGCCAAGCAACGGCCUCGGUUACUCAAUUGUCGCCAGAGCCUGCGCUUUCACGGUCGCAGGGGUUUCUUCGUCUCCUCUCACGCAGCACCACGUCGUCGCUUUAGUAUCUCUGCCUCCACCACCUCACAAGACUGGGAUAAGCACAGUGACGCUUCAAAUGAAAGAUAUGAUGUGAUUGUUGUCGGAGGGGGGCAUGCAGGCUGUGAAGCUGCCCUUUCAUCUGCUCGUAUAGGGGCAAAAACACUUCUUCUCACGCUCAAUAUUGACCGCAUUGCAUGGCAGCCUUGCAAUCCGGCAGUGGGUGGGCCUGCAAAGUCUCAACUCGUCCAUGAAGUGGAUGCGCUUGGUGGUGAAAUUGGAAAGGUAGCUGAUAGGUGUUAUUUGCAAAAGCGCGUCCUCAAUAUCUCAAGAGGCCCUGCUGUUAGGGCACUGCGUGCUCAAACUGAUAAAAGGGAGUAUGCUUCGGAAAUGAAGAAGAUUUUGGAAAGUACGCCAAACCUGUCUAUAAGGGAAGCAAUGGUGACAGACAUGUUGGUAGGGAAGAAUGACAAUGUGGAAGGUGUCUGUACAUUUUUUGGCAUGAAUUUCUACGCACCUUCUGUAGUUCUUACUACCGGUACUUUCAUGAGCGGGAAAAUUUGGGUUGGCAAAACUUCAAUGCCUGCAGGACGAGCUGGUGAAUCAGCUUCACAUGGUCUAACAGAAUACUUGCAGCAGCUUGGAUUUGAAACUGACCGGCUAAAAACUGGAACCCCUGCGCGUGUUGAUUGUCGUACAGUAGAUUUCUCAGGAUUGGAGCCUCAACACGGAGAUGAAGAGGUUAACUGGUUCAGUUAUGAUCCUGAUUACCAUCUUGAACGAGAACAGAUGUGCUGCUAUCUUACACGCACUACAAAGAGCACUCAUCAAUUAAUUAAAGAUAACUUGCAUGAGACCCCCACUUAUGGAGGAUGGGUGGAAGCCAAGGGACCUCGAUACUGCCCCUCCAUUGAAGACAAGAUUGUAAGAUUUCAGGAUAAAGAGUCGCAUCAAAUAUUUCUUGAACCAGAGGGUCGGAGUGUCCCUGAACUCUACGUGCAGGGGUUCUCUACUGGUUUACCAGAGAGACUACAACUGCCACUCUUGAGAACGUUACCUGGUCUUGAAAAUUGUUCAAUGUUGAGGCCUGCUUAUGCUGUAGAGUAUGACUACUUUCCAGCACACCAGUGUUUUCCGUCCCUCAUGACUAAGAAAAUUGAAGGACUAUUUUUCUCUGGUCAAAUAAAUGGAACAACUGGAUAUGAAGAAGCUGCUGCACAGGGAAUUGUUUCUGGUAUUAAUGCUGCCAGGCAUUCGGCUGGUAAAUCCGUGAUAGUUCUUGAGAGGGAAACCAGUUAUAUAGGGACUUUGAUUGAUGAUCUGGUGACAAAGGACCUUAGAGAGCCUUAUCGCAUGUUAACCAGCCACUCAGAACACCGUUUGUUUCUUCGUUCUGAUAAUGCUGACAACCGCCUCACACCUCUGGGACGUGAUAUUGGUUUAAUAGAUGAUAGGCGCUGGAAAAUCUACUUGGACAAGAAGGCACGGAUUUUAGAAGAGAAACAGAGAAUUAAGACAACCAGGAUUUCAGGUGGAGAUUUAACUGCUGAAAUCACUGAGGUGUCUGGUCAGCCAGUGAGGGAUUCAUCAACAUUAGAAAGCCUUCUUAAGAAGCCACAUGUGCAAUACAAAAUUCUUGAUAAGCAUGGAUUUGGGAAUAAUCUACUAUCUAGGAUGGACAAAGAAUGUGUAGAGAUUGACAUCAAGUAUGAAGGCUUCAUUGUACGGCAGCAAAACCAACUUCAGCAGAUGGUUAAUCAACAACACAGACGACUUCCAGAUGAUCUUGAUUACUAUGCAACGACGACAUUGUCACAUGAAGCACGUGAGAAACUGUCCAAGGUCAGGCCACGAACGAUAGGACAAGCAAGUAGAGUAGGUGGUGUUAGCCCCGCUGAUGUUACAGCAUUACUUAUCAUCCUGGAAUCGAACAGGAGGAAAGCCCAUGAAGAAAGAAAGCACCAAAUGCUAACCUCGAUCAUAGCAGAUGCCAGUCAAGAAGUGUCUGAAAGUCCUCUUAAAGAGACGAUUAGCCCUUAAAAUAUGCAACAGAAGAUCAAAAUUUCCCGUGUACAGCAUCUGCUCCAAUGAAGAAUUUUAAAAAAAUUAAUCAACAUUUUGGACACACAUAUAUGUGGCGGUGUCAUAGAAGAUAACUUUGAUCGUAUUUCGUGUCACAAAUAACUUCGGAUUGUACUUUCUUUUACUAGUGCCCACAAAAUCAAAAUACUAAUGUGUUAAACAUGUCAUGUACAGUACUGCAACCCAGUAGGACCAAUUUUGCACCAUUCAUCCACUCUACUUGCACCCUUUCUAAAAUAACUCGAGAAAGAGUAAUAUUAGAAGGGUAAAGUUUGGUAAUCAAGUUACUUUAUGCAUUUAAUGUAAUAGUUCUUUCUUAAUUAUGUUACUUGAAAUAUUGGCACUAUCAACGCCCCGUUUGGCUCUCAUUAUUCCACAUUAUAAUGAGAGGAUUAGUAAUUUUUUA